Messenger RNA from Lolium perenne, 1877 nucleotides. RefSeq lists its product as uncharacterized. Gene Ontology annotation, biological process: regulation of DNA-templated transcription. Lineage: Eukaryota; Viridiplantae; Streptophyta; Magnoliopsida; Poales; Poaceae. The record is from RefSeq and is a predicted model, not a curated record.
CGAGCCGAAAAAAAGAUGGCGGCCCUCAGUCAUCCCCACUCUCUCCCGUCUCCGGUUCGAACCCAUGGCCGACGACGGCGGCGGUGGGAGCGCCGAGUGGCUGCCCCUCUUCGACCGGGUGGAGGCGCAGGUCGAGGCGCUCGCAGCCGACCGCGCGCGCCUGGAGGCGGCCGACAGGGUCCAGCGCGUGUCCUGGGAGGCGGCGAGGAGGCUGCAGCGGAGCGUGGAGGAGCUGCAGGCAGCGGCGCGGGAUAAGGACGCCGAGAUCGAAAGGUUGCGAGCAGAAGCGGCCGACGCCAGGAAGAAGCUGCAGGCGGAUGCAAGCAGGAGGGGGAGGUGGGAAGCCGCCUACGUGGAGCUGCUUCUCGGGGCUAAUCAGAAGCUCGCCGAACUCAGAGAUAGUGACUUGGAGGAUUCCAGAACUCUUGCAGGAAACUCCAGCUCCAAGGAAGUUGAAAGUUGCACAAAGCUGAAUCAAAAUACCACGGAUCAGACCACGAGCGAUUUAAGAGUGGAGCUAAGAAAACUAAAGAAAGCUUAUGAGACUCUGAGCUCAAAGAAGGACAAGGAACUUUCUGCAUUGCUCUCAGAAAAGGAUUCUGUACGUGACCAGUUGAGUAUAUUGCAGCAGGACUAUGCCGAGCUCCUUAAGAACAAGAAAGUGGAGGCAGAAGAAGCUGCUGAAGCAGCACAAAAGCUUCAACGGAAUAUAGAUGAGCUUAAAGUGUUGGCCCAAAAGAAGGAUCAUGAAAUUAGCAUAUUAGGAGCAGAAGCUGUUGGUGCCAAAAAGAACCUACAGAAAAUGCACUCCCUGGUUAAGGAGAAAGAUGAUGAAAUCCAAAGACUCAAAGGUCGGCACCCUGAGUCUGUUCCGAAGCACAACAAGGAUAUCAUUAAGACAUAUAAAAAACUCAGGUCUGGUGAUCCAGCUGUAACUGUAAGGGACAAACCGGAAAACAGAGGUAUUAUACAAACAAUAGAAGCAGAUUUUAUUUCUGAAACAAGAACAACUGAAAAUGAUAUACAAGAUGAAAGCACUCAUAAGCGCAGGCGUGCCUCUUCCAUGUCAAAUGAUGAUGAGAUGGGUGGAUGCGAUGAGAAUGAUGAUGAGCAGAUUGGAGGUGACGAGGAUGGUGACAAGCAGAGUGGAAGUGCUGAGGAUGGUGACAAGCAGAGUGGAAAUGCUGAGGAUGGUGAUAAGCAGAGUGGAAGUGGUGAGGAUGUUGCUGAGCUGAGUAGAAGCGAUGAUGAGGAUGUUGGUGAGCAGAGUAGAAGUGGUGAUGAUGAUGAUGAUGGGCAGAGUACAAGUGAUGAGCAUAGGCAGAGCGAAAGUGAUGAGGAAACAACGCAUAACCCAAUUCAAAGACCUCUCUGGAACCGCAAGAGGAAGGGAGACGCUUACAAUAAUGAAGACAAGGGAGAUGUGAUGACAUGGUUGCGGUCCUGGAAGGCUCCAGCGCCGCUGCGCUCAAGGAAGAGGGAGGUCACCAACGGCCGGUGUUCUUACAGACGUACCGGCCACUGGGGGCAGUAUGUCAAGGCCGUGAAUGACAGCUUGGUAGACCAACCUGAUAAGCACAAGAAGUUUGUCGUUUUCCUGCGCAAUUUCGAGAACCAGAGUGCUCGUGAAGUGGCCAUAACCAUGACGGCCUUACUAAAAGGACAACCAAAGCUCAUCCACCAGCUUAACCAGUUCUUACCGAACAAUCGUCGAUCGAGGUCAAGACUCAGAUGAAGAAUCCCCGCACGUUCUCCACGUACGAGAGAUCCAUGUAUCGGACGGACUCCUUGCCGCAUGUAAUCUCCUUGGUUGCAAUGAACUGGUCCUCUCAUCAACUAAACAACCUGAUCUAAACUACCAUAAUUCUUGCUCUUUA